CUGUGAGGGAUUUUCCCGAGCUGUAACUAAUGAUUAUUUACAUUAGGUCUCUGGUUGGCUGCGGCCAUCUAUAUAAUCAACACAAUGUCGCAUCGGACGGGCCGUCACUACAUCAGCGUAAAUAGAUUGAAAUGAUAUCUUGAUUGUAUAAGAAGGGCUUCCCGCAAGAUCCUACGAAGAGAGGGUAAUAUCUAUGGGAUCAGAAUCAUGAAACUAUUUCCUUUGAAUACCAGGCUCUGUUCAUAUUGGAUCCUCUACUUCGAAAACCUCUACUAUAUUCACAUAACAAGUCCCAAUGGCCACCCACCUCGCCGCCGUCUCCCUGGCCAAAGGCCAACCCUUUGAGCUCCAAACCCGCUCUACCCCAAAGCCAGGACCAGACGAGCUCCUCAUCGCUGUCAAAUCAGUAGCCCUCAACCCGGCAGACGCCUACAUGCGUGACCAAGGCCUCUUCAUACCCAGCUACCCCACAGUCAUCGGCUUCGAUAUGUCCGGGUUAGUCCUCGAGGUCGGCGACAACGUCCCCACAGCCCUCUUCCGACCUGGUAUCACCCGUGUCGCCGCCUACGCCGCCUUUUUCUGGAAGUCCUGCGAUCCAGACUACGGCGCAUUUCAGGAGCGGUGUCUCGUCCCCUGGCAGCAUGCUGUGCCUCUUCCGGACGAGGACAUGUCUUGGAACCACGCGGCGACCUUGCCUGUCGCCGUCGAGGUACCCCUUAGCGCGUGGGAUGCCAUUGGGAUCCCCCGGGUGGCAGAAGCAGUGACUUCUGCUCCAGUCCCUGUUGGCCCUGCCGGAGGGAAGCAAAAGAAUCAUAACAUAGAAAAAAGAGAAGCUCUCCUAAUCUGGGGUGCUUCUUCUAGCGUCGGCACCAUGGGCGUGCAAACAGCGCGACUGCUGCGGGAAGAUCCCAACUCUUCUUUCGCAGCCGUGUACGCCACGGCUGGAGCGGCGAAUAAGAGUUAUGUGGGUUCACUGGGCGCGGACCGCGUGUUCGACUACAAAGAUUCACAAGUUGUGGAUGCCAUCGUUUCAGCGGCCAAGGAGGACGGGUUAGUGAUCCGGCACUGUUUUCUUGCUACCGGGCAGCUGGCGCCAUGUCAGGCUGUGCUUAAGACAUUCCUCGGAGAAGGUCAAGAAGGGAAGAAAAUGAAGACGGCGAAGAUCGCGUCGGCCCCUGUGCUUCCUCCAGAUGCGGAGGUCGUGAAUGGGGUCGAGACGAUAUUCGUGCAGCCGUCGAUGGUGGAAGCGGAGAGGCUGGAGCAGUUCAGAUACUGGAUUGGGACGUGGCUGAGGGAUAACCUGGCCAAGGGAACCAUCAGGCCGAGUCCGGAACCGAACGUUGUGGGAAAAGGCUUGGGGGCUAUCAAUGCUGGGUUAGACAAACUGCUCCGCGGGGUGAGUUGUACGAAGUUGAUUGUUGAGGUUGCAGAGUAGCAGUAGCAGUAGUUACCUAGUAUUCAUCGGCAGGAUCUUCGUCGUCUUUAGACUCAUCCACUUCACUAAUAUUAUUCUGCUUUCGAGGUUUUAGUUCAACAUAGUUA
This is a messenger RNA of Paecilomyces variotii, 1542 nucleotides long. RefSeq names its product chaperonin 10-like protein. The record is from RefSeq and is a predicted model, not a curated record. The coding region runs from base 296 to 1435 and encodes 379 amino acids. Gene Ontology annotation, molecular function: oxidoreductase activity, acting on NAD(P)H. The transcript has 2 exons. NCBI's taxonomy places the organism in Eukaryota, Fungi, Ascomycota, Eurotiomycetes, Eurotiales, Thermoascaceae.